AUGAGCCAAACGUACAUGCAGUCUAAGCCUGAUAUCUCUGUCAAAGCCGAAGAGGAUGAGUCAAGUACUCACUUUGUCGUGCAUUGGAGCGAACCACAAGAUGAAGAUCCCGAGAAUCCAAUGGCCUGGUCAUCUCUGGUGAAAUGGACUCAUAUCCUAACGAUCUCGGUCAUCAGCUUCUUGGUGCCGCUUGUGUCCGCGAUGCUCGCGCCGGCUGUUCCCCUCAUAAUGGCAGAGUUCAAAACCAACUCUGACACGUUCGCUACCUUUGUGGUAUCAAUCUUCGUAUUAGGCUUUGCAUGUGGAACACUUUUCUUGUCUCCGUUAAGUGAGCUAUACGGCCGGAUGUUGAUCUACAACGUGUCGAACGUAGUUUUCAUGCUGGCUACGAUGAUGUCCGGCUUUUCGAAAAACGAGAGCAUGCUGUUGUUUCUUCGAUUCUUGUCUGGAUUCGCUGGCGUGGCUACAAUAACGAUUGGCUCGGGCAGCAUUGCUGACUUGAUGCCGAAAGAGAAGAGGGGGAAAGCUGCAUCGAUUUGGUCUGUCGGCACCAUCCUCGGACCAACAACGGGACCCAUCAUUGGAGGCUAUAUCACGGAGGUCGCCGGCUGGAGAUGGAUGUUCUGGGCAAUCUCCAUCGUUAUUGCCGUUGUCAGCAUAUUUAUGUUUCUCGUAUUGAAGGAAACUUAUCCACCCGUCUUACUAGAGAGAAAAGCUGCCAGACUGCGUAAGGAGACGGGAAAUCCUAACUUCCGUUCGUCUCUCGCGCCAGACUAUACUCCGAGCGAGCUGUUCCGUCGAAGCAUUAUUCGGCCGCCAAAGCUGCUCUUUACUUGUCCGAUGAUCACGGUCGUAUGCACCUACGUCGCAACCCUCUACGGGACGCUUUACCUGCUCUAUGCGACGUAUUCUUUUGUUUUCACCGAGGUCUAUAACUUCUCAACGGUAGCUGAUGGCCUUGUAUUCCUUCCUGGAGGAAUCGGCACACUAUUAGGGGCUUAUUACAUCGGUACACUCAGCGAUAGAACAAUUAGAAAGCGCGUGGCUGAAGGGAAGACUCCAACGCCUGAGGAUCGGCUUGCCUUCAUAAUCACGGUUCCUGGGGGACUGACAUUUCCCGCUGGCCUAUUCAUUUAUGGCUGGUGCGUCGAAUAUCGUGUCCACUGGAUUGUCCCCCAGAUAGGCACAGCCAUCACCGGCUUCGGGUCAAUCCUGAUCUUCACGGGUAUCCAGACGUAUCUCAUUGAUACGUUUGAGCGAUACGCGGCCAGUGCUGUCGGAGCAAAUGCGGUACUGCGAUGCCUCUCUGGGGCAUUCUUACCGCUUAGCGGACUGAGCAUGUAUCACAGGCUAGGAUGGGGUUGGGGAAAUAGUCUUCUGGCAUUCCUUGCAUUGGCAUUGACUCCGAUCCCCUGGAUCUUGGCAGUACAUGGUGCCAAGAUUCGCAGCUUGCCAAUAAACAAAGUGGAUUUGUAG
This is a messenger RNA of Colletotrichum aenigma, 1476 nucleotides long. RefSeq names its product Efflux pump rdc3. Lineage: Eukaryota; Fungi; Ascomycota; Sordariomycetes; Glomerellales; Glomerellaceae. The coding region runs from base 1 to 1476 and encodes 491 amino acids. The transcript is spliced from 3 exons. Gene Ontology annotation, molecular function: transmembrane transporter activity. Gene Ontology annotation, biological process: transmembrane transport. The record is from RefSeq and is a predicted model, not a curated record.